GGCAGGAAGAAUUAUUAUUAUCACAUUGCCCAUGAGUCAUAACAUUUAUUGAUAUCCUGACGCCUUUGAAGAUGCCGCUAAUAAUUGACGAUGACCCCAGAGCGCCUAUCGGCUUUGACCUGUCAACUGCUUCCACUUUAUUUUGGAGGCCUGUACCAGUUCAUAUAAAACAGAUUGAGCGUGAAGACCAGCAGGAGGAGCUGACCGUGCGCAUUUUGACCGGCUUCGCCCGUCAGAACCACAACCUACGGAUACUGCGCAUACACAUCUCCAGCGACACCGACCUGAACUUCUUGCAUACCCUUGAAGUUAGCGAGGAGGACUUCCAAAGCUUGAAGAAUGACCAGGGGAUUCUCGUCGACUUCGCCAGCUUCCCCGGCAAAAUCAUUAGCCUGCUGGAGAAGUGCAUCACGGCACUGCCGGGCGACUCCCCAAGGUUUCAGGCGGUUAUGACAAUUCGCGGCAUGGAGUCAGUGUUUAAGAUUGUUGAGAUCAACGACUUCAAGCAGCUGCCGCACAUCACGCUGGCGUUCAGGCCCGGGAAUGACUCGGUGGUCAAGCAGUUCCUGGCGUUCCGGCUCACGGAGGUCAAGGGAAACUGCCAAGAGCUAUCCGACGCGCUUAACAAGACUAAGGACGAGCGCGACGGCGUGUCCUCCCAACUGUCGGAGUGUCGGCAGCAGCUGGCGGAGCUGCGGGAGCGGUACGACAAGCACCUGCUGGAGGUGCAGGCGGAGGCCAAAACACAGCAGGCGGCAGCACAUGAGGAGCGACUCCGUGAGAAGGCCCAACUGAAGGAUCAGCACGAAAAGGAACGCUGCGAGCUUGAGAAGCGCUUCCGGGACCAGAUAGCUGGGCUCAACACGCGGUUGGGGGAGCUGGACGCGGAAAACAGGAAGCUGCGGGAGAUCAAAUACGAACUGGAUACGAAGGUUUCGGAGCUCAGUCACAAGCUUGGGAGCGCGGAGGGCAGCAACAGGUCCCUGGACGACGAGAGCGGCCGGCUGCGGUCGCUCAACCAGCAGCUGUCGCUGGCCAAGCACGAGCUGGAGAUCCAACUCAACGAGGCACGGGCCAAGCUGCUGGCGCUGGAGGAGAAGGCUCAGUCUCAGGCGGAUGUCGUGGAGCAGCAGCGAGGGCGCUUGAAGGACAUGGAGGGGGCCAUGCGGCAAGCGGAGCAGCGUUGCGGGGACCUGCGGGACGCCUUGGCUGCAGCUGAGGCUCGCGCAAAGGAGGCGCAGGCGGAAGUGCUCAAGGGCAACCAGAUCAUUGAAAAGCUGACGACUGACUUGCGCCUGGCCAAGGAGAAGACCAAGCGCAAAGCUGCCAUCGUCGUACGGCAAGAAGAAGAGCUGCAGGAGCGCGAGCAGUCCCUAGCCGCCGCCAUGCGCGACUUGUCCUCAAUGAGGCAGCAGGUGGAGGCGCUGCGGUCGGAGCUGGGCGGCAUGCAGGGCGAGAACGAGGUGUUGCGCGGCAAGCUUGAGGACAGCAAGCAGCAGCUGGAGAGCAACCAGCAACUGAUCCGUUGGCUCAACCAGCAGGCGAACGAAGCAAACCUGAAUGCCUCUGGCGCCGUGGUGCCCGGGUCGCGCUACACCUUCCGCCCCACGUCUACACUGGCGGCCGCGCCCUCCGUCGCCGCCACACCCGCGGUGGGCCUCCUCGCCGGCCCUGGGCACUCGUCGACCUACAAACCGGGCGCAAGCGCUAGCAGCAGAUACCUCGGGGCACUGGGCGGCGGGGCCGGGGGUGCAGGUGCAGGACCCGUUGCAGGUGCCGCCGGGGCGGGCUCCUACCCGCAGCCGCUUGCCAACGGGGCCGGCCAGGCUGGCGGCGCCGGCAGCGGAGCGUUCGGCGCUGGCAGUGGCUACGGAACAAGCGGGAGUAACGGGCCAACAGCCAGCGCUGCGGCCCCCAACGUUUCCUUCAGAAGCAACUACGGAUCCGGCCCGCAAGCCACUCCAGGACCUGGGCUGGCCUCAGCCAUGGCAACACCGGCCCUGCACCGUGCUGGGGGCGCCUCGUACGGCACGUCGUACGGGACGGGGCUUGGGGCUUCUAGAGGGCUAGCAGAUGCCACCCCCGCUCCUAGCAAGUACGGGUUAAUGGGCAGGGCUGGGUAUGGUGGGCAGCCCGGCGCAGGGGGCGUUGCGGUCGGGAACGACGGGGCGGAUGGGUCCCGCUGAUCAGCGCUGGGAGGCUUUGCAUACCGGUACUUGUGACUUCCUGACUUGCAGGGUGCUACUGACACUAAUGACUUUGACGUGCGUCGCGGGGCAUAUGGGUGCAUUGACCAUCCUGACAUGGAUUUGUACCAAGAAUAGUUGGCGAGCACUAUUCUGGUGGUUUGUGCUGCGCCUUGGGAAAAGGGAGGCUAUGGGUGAAGAUGUACGUGUGUGAGCUGUUACAAACGCUGUGUUGACAAGCGAGUCGUAAACCAAUGUAUGCAUACAUGCGUUGAUACGUGUCUAAUCACAGCGCAAUACUGGCGCGAGUACAUCAUUUUAGGCCCAAUGGCCAUGUACGGUGCUUGAUAAGUUCCC
Molecule: messenger RNA, 2543 nt
Organism: Astrephomene gubernaculifera
Lineage: Eukaryota; Viridiplantae; Chlorophyta; Chlorophyceae; Chlamydomonadales; Astrephomenaceae
Source: the annotation of a GenBank genome assembly